AUGGCCAAAAUAGAGAACGGCCGUCAGUCAGUGGACACAAGAAGUAUCCGGACUAUCAGCAGCAGUCAUAUAGACGACGAAAGCUCUCUGGGAUCUGACUCUGAGAUCAACGGCUUCACAAGCGAGAGACAAACGGAUAAAUAUGGAUUUAUUGGUGGGGCACAACAGUACUCGGAGGAAUCAGCUCAGGAUGUGCCUACAGAGGUACUCAGGCAAAGGGAGGUGAAGUGGCUUGACAUGCUGAGCCACUGGGACAAGUGGAUGAUCAAGAGAUUCGAUAAGGUGAGGCUGCGGUGUCAGAAAGGUAUCCCUCCUGCCCUCAGAGGCCGUGCAUGGCUCUACUUGUCCGGAGGGAAGGUUAAGAGAGAGCAGAACCAAGGAAAGUUUCAGGAGCUUGAUAGCCAACCAGGGGACCCCAAAUGGCUGGAUGUGAUUGAGAAAGACCUCCAUCGACAGUUUCCAUUUCAUGAGAUGUUUGUGGCUCGAGGAGGACACGGGCAGCAGGACCUGUUCCGUGUUCUUAAGGCCUACACUUUGUACAGACCAGAGGAGGGAUACUGUCAGGCUCAGGCUCCCAUUGCUGCUGUAUUACUCAUGCAUAUGCCUGCUGAGGAUGCCUUCUGGGGGCUGGUCCAAAUUUGUGAGAAGUAUCUUCCUGGAUACUACAGUCCUGGCCUGGAAGCUAUACAAUUAGAUGGAGAGAUCCUGUUCGCAUUGCUGCGACGUGUAUGCCCAUUAGCCUUCCGUCAUCUGGAAAAACACAAGAUUGACCCCAUCCUCUACAUGACCGAGUGGUUUAUGUGUGCCUUCUCCAGAACGUUGCCCUGGGCCUCUGUGCUGCGUGUUUGGGACAUGUUUCUCUGUGAUGGUGUGAAGAUAAUCUUCCGUGUGGGUUUGGUGCUGUUGAAGUGCAUGCUGGGGACCCGGGAGAAACUGAAGACCUGCCAGGGCCAAUAUGAGACAAUGGAGCUUCUCAGAGCCAUCGAGCCUCGAUACAUGCAAGAGGGCUUUCUUGUCCGAGAGAUUCUAGAGGUUCCGGUAACAGCACGAGAUGUGGAAAGAGAACAUCACAGCCAGCUUAAGCGUUGGAAGAAGAAACAUGGAGAGCUGAACUUCAAAUCACCACCGAGGAUGCAUGGCGCCCGAAUCAUCAUGCUGUCUGACCCCCCUAGACGCCAGGACCUCCAGCAGAACCCCACAAUUGUACUUGAGGUGCCUCAGCCCACUCCCCAGCUGAAGAAAGGCAAGGAGGAGAAGAAAAGCAAGAAGAAGAAGAGCAUGAAGAAAUCCCAGCCCAUUGAUGAGAUCCCCAAUCCUUACCCACUUCCCGGUGACCCUGUACCUCCACCACCCUCAGAGCCACCCGCCCCACCCCCAACCAGCAGCCUGAUGCCAGAGACGGUGCCACAGACUGAAACACUCCCACCUCACCACCAGCAGCAGCAGCUUGCACCUCCUCCAGACGACCUUCCUCCUGCCAAAGAAUCUCCACGUAAGCGAUCCACGCAAAGCCUUAGCAGCACAGAGCAGGAUACAUACCUGUAGCUCCACAGCAGUUAAAACGUGCCUCUAUGUGGAAAACACACCAGCCAACAUCCAGCAGGUCUGAGUGACCACCAUCAUUCGUCUUCCUUGAAUGAGUAUUGGACUAUUUUGUAUUUAGUUAUUCAGUGUAGACACCAUUCUGCCUAUGUUAUUGUUGGUAUACACUAAAGCAUCGUAGCUGAGUGUACAACUUAUUUGACGCUUACGCCACUUUUUCCACAUGGUGCUGAUGUUACCACCUCUUAAUGCUUGAUGCUCUUAUUUAAACCAUACAUGAGUUGUAAUCUUUUCGCAAAGGAGGCUCGUUACUGAGUAUUUGGGAGUAAAGUCAUUUCCACAGACCAGUUUGAUGUAAAGUUGGGAUAUUGUAUGCAUUUUUUUCCUAAUCCACUCAGCUGAACACUAUUAUAGUGUAUGCAAAACUAAUGUAACCUCCUGUUUUUUAUGUGUUGUUACAACUUAAGUAAAACCAUGUCUUUCAUGAGGGGUUUCAUUCACUAGGGGGCAGCCUUGCAAGUUAUGUUUCUUUUUACUAAAGCUGACAUCAGAGUUGGGAUUCUUCAAGGAUGUUAGUUUGGGAGGUUACAUUUCAGGAUGGCUCUUAGGUUUUUUUUCCCCUUGAGUGCAAAGGCUUGUCAUUUUCUGUAAUAUCACACAUUUGGAUCAGAUUAGUCUGCAAACUUAACAAUUUAAGAGAUGGCAUGUCCAUGUCAUCUUUUUGUACAAUGUUUAUUUAUUGAAUCAUUUCACCAUGACAUUUCUUGUGUUUGCAGAUGCCACACCAGAGCAUAAAUAUUUGCUUUGUCCGACCCUGAAUUGAUGUGGUUUUACUCAAAGACUCACUGUGCCAGGCACGUCCAGCCACUUAAUAGCUGCAUUAAUUCAUUUUACUUUGGCAAUAGAGGGGAGAGCACUGGACAUUCCUCAGUGUAUGACACAUUCCUGCCUUCUUAAAAGCUAAUCAGUCUGAAAGCUGUCUUUUGCCAAAUGCAAAUUUGUAUAAUGUGUGUGUUUUUGCAUAGUUUUCUUGUAAGAAUUUGGCCAAUGAGUGGCUGGAGAUCACCCAGUGGUGUUGACCCUUUGUCUUGGCUGUGCUUAAAUAUCCAGUCAGAGCAAAAAUAUCUUGAUGUUGGGUCUGUUUUUAUAUUUUGCUAGAAUUUCCAAAGCAAAUCCAGAUUAUGUUUUACUAAGAUAACCUAUGACCGCUACCUGUGACCAGACUGUUUUGUUAUUAAGAGAGAGAUUACGUUUUUGUUUUUUUUUUUGGAAAGGGGAGACGUAUAUUUGUGGCAUUUCUCUUGAAACCAGGUUCAUUUCUUAAAUACAGAGAUGCAUUUUUUUAGGCAGACAAUCUUUUUCUUUUUUGUUUUCUAAUUUUCACAGUAAUGAAACUGGUAAUGGGAGAUUUGACAUGCAUGACCGCAUAUGUAUGACAUGUUUGCCUGGUGUAGUUGAUAUAAAAGAGCGUUUUUGCAGAAUGCAUGUGUAUGUCAGUUUCUAAAAGCCACCAGGGUUAAAAGAUAACACAUUCUCAAAACCAUCACUUGUCUGUAUGCUCUAGUUUUUUAGUUGCUUGUAUUACAAACCUCACAUUUCGCUGAUUUUAUAUUUUAAUUUAAUGCUUGUUGUGUAGAUAUGACAUGUAAAAUAACAAUUUGUUUUGUAAUGAAAUCUAUUUUUCAAUGUAUGACGCUAUAUGUUUGAGCAGUUGGAUAAAAUACAGAGGAGAUGUUUGUAAAAAAAACAAAAAACAAACAAACAAACCUGAGGUCGGUGUAUUUUGGAUCAGAAAUUCUAACACUAGAAUAAAAAGAUGUUCACUCCUCUGUAAUGGGGGGGUAACCUUUGCCACUGAAAAUGGAAACAGAUUGGUAUUAUUUUACCAUUACACUAGGGAUAUGAUACAACUGCAUCAUCAUGAGUCUAAAUUCUACAAAUAAAAUUUUUGUUUAACUCCA
Messenger RNA from Sphaeramia orbicularis (orbiculate cardinalfish), 3503 nucleotides. RefSeq names its product TBC1 domain family member 10A-like. The transcript is spliced from 9 exons. Gene Ontology annotation, molecular function: GTPase activator activity; small GTPase binding. Gene Ontology annotation, biological process: regulation of GTPase activity. The coding region runs from base 1 to 1545 and encodes 514 amino acids. NCBI's taxonomy places the organism in Eukaryota, Metazoa, Chordata, Actinopteri, Kurtiformes, Apogonidae. The record is from RefSeq and is a predicted model, not a curated record.